UCUGGGGUGCCAGGCACCCAGCAGCACCCGAGUGAGGUGGCUGCCGGUGCUGCGGCGGCGGUGCGACAUCGCCGGCAAGCGGCUGUCCGGGAGAGGCCUGGCCGCCGAGGGACGCGUCCUGCGGGCCGUGCUCUACGUCUACCACAGCAGGCUGCUCCGGCACCGGUCCUACCUGGCCCUGCAGCAGGUAGAACAAUGCUUGAAGCGCCUAUGGAAAAUGAACUUGUUGGGCUGCAUUGAAACUCUGGCAGAACUGAUUCCCAAGAAAAAUACAUCCCAAGCCCAUGCAGAGUGCUUAGUUCCCAGCCAGCCUAUGCUGGAAACAGUGGCUCUGAAGGUAUUGGGAGGUUGCAAGCUCAUACUACGUCUGCUGGACUGUUGCUGUAAAGCUUUUCUCUUGUCUGUUAAACACCUCUGCUCGGAAGAAUUCAUACUUUUGAACACUGUGGCUUCGGGGUUGUUGAGCCGGCUAUGGAUUCAGUACAGGUGUGUAUUGCAGAGCCUCAUGUCCUUGUAUGGCAUAUUGUCGACAUCACUUCAUCUGGUAUCUGAGACCCAACAGAUGCCUUAUAUCAAGGAGUUUACCUUUCCUUCUGAUAUCAGUAACUUCCUUGGAGUUAACGUUUCUUCUGAGGUGAGGAAGCAAAAGGCUAGAAUGCUUACAACAAAAAAACCUACCAGCUGGCUGAAGAUCUUCCCAACAAUGCCGGAGGCAGUGUCAGAGGUUGGGAAAAAGAGAAAUUUUGUGACCUGCGUGAAUGCUGUGAAAAACUGUAGCAUCCCAUGCCCCGCGGACAUCGGAGAGCCAGUUAUGGUGACCAGAGCCAGCAGAGGGAAGCGGCUGGGGUUUGAUGUGAAGAGCUUACUUAGACCAUCCAGACCUCCAGCACAAGAGGGUAUAAGCAUUGCAUCAACACCUUUUAAAGCAAAGGCAGCAUCACUUUCCUCUCGUAUAGCAAAAUCGCAGCAUACUGGAUCUCUUGUACAGAUGGUCCAAACAGCUACUUCGUUUGGGGAACUGUCAGAGGCACUCAGAAAAGCUAUUCUGUGGUGCAAAGGCAACAAAUUCAAAUCAGAAGCUUAUUUUCUGCGUAACAAGUUGUUGAAAAGCAACCGGCUGCACCACGUGGAGGCUCAAGGAUGCAGCUUGAAGAAAAAACUGUGCUGUGUCAAAACAUCUGUCCGUAAAUACCUCCUAUAUGGGUCACAAAAUACACACUGGCCAAAGCAGUACCUUGGGGCACGGUUCUGUCGAAGGAGGAUCAAAUCAUCCACGCGCUUGAAGAGAACUCUGAAGACUGUUCGGCAAAAACCUUCUGAGCUUUUUGGGGUCUGUGAGAACAGUGCAUCACUCGUCCUCCCAGCUUACCAGGAGGGGCCUCUGAGUCAAGAAGGACAUUCCAAUGCUGAUACAGGCUGUGUCAAACUAAGCACAGCAGGGACCCCUAAGCAGCGGCUGCUGCUGGAAGGAAGCCCUGGCCCGGUGUGGGAAGAAGCUACUGAGAACAUAGAUAUUGAUUCUAUUUUUGCAGCGAUGGGUGUCUGACCCUGGACUUGCAAAGAGGAAAGGGGUCAAGUCAUUCCAAUUUUUUUUUUUUUUUAAGUAAAACCCUCAGAACCCUAAUGGUGUCUUGCUAACUCACACUCUGAAUUCUGCUAAGAAAGUAGCAACUAUUUUAUUAUGUUUUUGUAAAACAGCUUUUUUUUUUUUUAUGGAAGGUGUUCUAAACAGCUGAAUAGUCUUCACCCUUUUACUUAGCCUUGUCCGGGAACAGUGACUUUGAGUUACCCUUACUCAGUGUCACUUCUCUAAUGGCAGAAGGCUGCAGCUGAUCGCUUAUUGCUGCUUAGGACAAAAGACUUGCUGCCACUUUUCCAAGGAAGCAGUCUUACACCCUUCUUUUUGUGCUGCUUGUAUAGGGGACAGCCUUGACUUGCAGUAUUAUUGCUGUUCAGCAUUUGUUGUCUUUGUCCUGAUAUGAGUUAACUGAACCUACUGCCUCUGAGCUGCUCUAGAAAUAGGGGAAAGCACAGCUGUGCCCUGCAACAGUAAACUCCUGACUGGUGAACAUGUUUCUCACUGUCCUAAUAUCUUUUUAACGUAAGUGCAAUUUCUGCCUGCUUGGCAAUGUAAGGCACAGCUACUCCAACAUGCAUUAAUGAAAUAAUGUUAGAACAAGCAAUGGGGUUAGUGAUUUCUGCCAGGCUCUUGCUUGUAACUAAGUCCUAAGAUCAGGAUCACCAGGAAAUACUAAGAAAAAAUUGUCUCAGUAUCAAGAACAGUUAUCUGCUUUAUUGUAGAGGGCCUGCCUAACAGGGGUAGGGAAAGGCUGUAAGUGCAAGUAAAUCUGGAAUAGGUUAACUUCAGUUUCCCAGGCUUAAU
Molecule: messenger RNA, 2383 nt
Organism: Gymnogyps californianus (California condor)
Lineage: Eukaryota; Metazoa; Chordata; Aves; Accipitriformes; Cathartidae
Gene: RMP64
Product: nucleolus and neural progenitor protein
Exons: 9
Coding region: 218-1546 (442 amino acids)
Biological process (GO): positive regulation of Notch signaling pathway
Cellular component (GO): nucleus
Source: RefSeq, a predicted model, not a curated record